AUUCAACUUGUUUCUGUUUUAGAAACCGGAAAAAGUAAAACUGAGCAUGUUCCUCCUGAUCACAGUCACAGCCAUCCAAUCUUUCUCCUCACGACGACACUUAUAUCUACAUGUACUUUCAAUUUUAGUUAAUUAGGGUUUUGAAUCUGCAUAUCAGAAUCCAUCUAUGAGGCCGAUAAGACUCCCGGAACCGCCGAGCCCAACCAUGGGAGUGCCGGAGAUCUUCGAAACUGGCGCUAACAGCGUGAUAAGACGCGCCGUCGUUAUUGGUAAUGGUUUUCCCGGUUCAGAGAAUCAAAGUCUCGGUCUAGUUCGCGCUUUAGGUCUCUCCGAUAACCAUGUCUUAUAUAGAGUUACUAGACCUAGAGGAGGAGUGAACGAUUGGCUACACUGGCUUCCUGUUUCUUUGCACAAGAAGUUAGAUUAUAUUGUGAGGCAAUUUUAUUAUUACUGGACACGCAAAAAAUUGGCGCCUUCACACUCAGUAAAUGGUGCUGCUGUGGGUUUAUCUACUGUUUUAGAAGCUGAUUUAAAGCAUAUUGUCAACAUGGCCCGUGACAGUUUUGAAAAGGAUGGUCCCUUAUUGGUGGUUGCAUCUGGCAGAGAUACUAUUUCUAUUGCUAGCUCUAUAAAACGUUUAGCGUCUGACAAUGUUUUUGUUGUUCAGAUACAACAUCCUAGGUCAAGUUUGAAUAGGUUUGACCUAGUUAUCACUCCACACCAUGAUUAUUACCCUUUGACUCCUCAAGCACAGGAGCAGGUUCCUCGGUUUCUUAGGAAGUGGAUAACUCCACGUGAACCUCCUGAUGGGCAUGUUGUUUUGACUGUGGGAGCUUUACAUCAAAUCGAUUUUGCAGCACUUCGUGGUGCAGCUAGUGCGUGGCAUGAUGAGUUUGCUCCUUUGCCAAAGCCCUUAUUAGUGGUUAACAUUGGAGGACCUACAGGUUGCUGUCGGUAUGGAACCGACCUUGCAAAGCAGUUAACUGCCAGUUUGCUUAGUGUGCUUGAUGGUUGUGGGAGUGUCAGAAUAUCUUUCUCAAAUAGGACGCCAGAAAAGGUUUCCAAUGUAAUAAUCAAAGAACUUGGAAAUAAUCCAAAAAUUUACAUCUGGGAUGGUGAAGAGCCAAAUCCACAUAUGGGACAUUUAGCAUGGGCUGAUGCAUUUGUCAUUACAGCAGAUUCAGUCAGCAUGAUAAGUGAGACAUGCAGCACAGGGAAACCUGUGUAUGUCAUGGGAUCUGAGCGUUGUAAAUGGAAAUUGUCCGAGUUCCAUAAAACUUUGAGGGAACGGGGAGUGGUUCGGCCAUUUACAGGUUCUGAGGAUAUUUCAGAGAGCUGGAGCUACCCUCCCCUUAAUGAUACUGCAGAAGCAGCCCGUCGUGUGCAGGAAUUCCUUGCAGAACGCGGAUUGAGACUACGGCCAUAGAAUGUGUUUGUAAUUUGUUGUUGUAAAGAUAUUCUCUGACUUUGUAUUUUGUUUCAAAAGGGAAUCCACUGAAGUUAGGUUUAUUCAAAAGAGCUACAGCAAGCUAUAUAGACUUUAAAGUUCUUUCGUCCUUUAUGUUUUGGGCUACAAAACAUGCAAAAUAAAGGCUAGCUCUAAAUACUUUACCAUGUAUCCGGAAAAACUAGAAGUGCGGCUUGUAAUGUAGGAAGAGGCAGAAUUUUCCUUCAGUUCUACUAAAAGGCCUUUCUCAUUGGCAGUUUGGCACAGGAAUUACAUUUUUUGAACAAAUUUUGUAAGUGGGAAGCUACGCUUGAUAGCUUUUUGUAAUUAAAACUGUUAUAUUUGAUUA
Messenger RNA from Ricinus communis (castor bean), 1796 nucleotides. Its product is annotated as mitochondrial fission protein ELM1. Gene Ontology annotation, cellular component: mitochondrial outer membrane. Lineage: Eukaryota; Viridiplantae; Streptophyta; Magnoliopsida; Malpighiales; Euphorbiaceae. The coding region runs from base 167 to 1426 and encodes 419 amino acids. The transcript has 10 exons. Gene Ontology annotation, biological process: mitochondrial fission. The record is from RefSeq and is a predicted model, not a curated record.